Messenger RNA from Notodromas monacha, 7212 nucleotides. The record is from the annotation of a GenBank genome assembly. NCBI's taxonomy places the organism in Eukaryota, Metazoa, Arthropoda, Ostracoda, Podocopida, Cyprididae.
UCGUUCGUCAUCAGGGCUGGUCGUUUUGUCGCGCUCGGCCUUCUUGAUGCUAUGCGAGAUGCAUUCGAAGUUUUGGUUUCUCACGGACUCCUUCCCCCUGAGGAAAUUGCAUGCUAAGCUGUGAUCUAAGAAUCUCGGUUCGAAAUGGGUGAAGAUAGUGACUUCACUCGCAUCAAGGUGAGAAAGCUGAAAGACAACCCCGAUGUUCCUGAUGAUGCAGGAGGUCGAUGCCGUUGCUAUGCCUCAUUGCAGUCGAAACUCGACGCUGCUAGUGUCAAGGUUCAAGGAUUUCUCGAAUAUUACUUCUACAGGAUUGGCGUGAUCAUUGGAGAAUACCCGGUUCCAACCAUAAUUUCUUCGCUUUUAUUGGUUCUUGCGUUAAGUUUUGGAAUGCUUUUUUUCGACAAACGGGAUGACCAAGAUGUUUGGCUACCAAAGGAAUCAGAACUUCACCAAAAGAAAGAGUGGAUUCAAGAAAAUUUUCCAGCGAGGGUUUAUCAAGAAACAGCUUUAAUUGUUGCGGAAAACGUCUUGAAGCCCGAUAUCCUUGAACUCAUGGAAGAUCUGAAUAGCAUUGUUGCUGAUGUGAAACUCAAUGAUGUAUCAUGGGAAUCACUUUGCGCAAGACCUGGUUCUAUGAUAUCUGUUGGUGCUGAAGCGACGGGGGACGGAAAGGGCCUAUCCUCAGAAACUAAAACCAUGGACCAUGCUGAUCGAAAAUCGAAGGCAUUGAAGAUUGAUUUUUCAUCUUUAUUCGGCUUCGAAAUCCCUUCUGAUGUUCAAGCUAUAUACGACGACUACCUGGGGCACAUGGAAAAAGGUGGGCCAUGUCUCACCACAAGUAUUCUGCCCGUUUUUCGUGUUGCUCGUGGGCAGCGAUUCAAUUCAACUUCUGCUACUGAAGCGAACAUUUUAUCCAAGAUAACGAACGAAUUGCGCAAAACAUCUUCGCUGAGUGAGACCCGUAACGUGAGCUUAUUAUUGUCCGGUAUUGAUGUUGGCCCGAAAGGGGAAAUUCUCGGUGCUACUGCUGCAUUGAUGAUUUGGUUGGUCAAGGCUCCCCCGGGAGUGGAAAACUCUCCCGAGAAUCGUGUCAUCCGGCUUUGGGAGAGAGAACUUGUGAACAAAAUCUUGAGUUUUGGCAGAGCCAAGACACAGGUGAAGAUAUUUGUGUUCACCCAUUUCAGUUUCAUCGACGCAAUGAUGCAAAUGCUAGAUGAAAAUAUGCCAGUACUUUUUGUUGGAUUUUUCCUCAUCUUGGUCUACGUGACGAUAACCUUGGGGAAGUUCAAUCGUCUAGAACAUAGGAUUUACGUGUCUCUAAUAGGCAUUGGAAAUGUUGGACUGAGUAUUUUGGCUUCGUAUGGUCUUUGCUCGUAUGCGGGUCUGUUUUUUGGACCAAUCCAUCCGAUUUUGCCGUUCUUGCUUCUGGGGAUAGGAGUUGAUGAUAUGUUCGUGAUCGUCCAGGCGAUGAAAACUGUGAAAGGGUCAGAUAAAGGUAUCCCUGUUCCUGAAAAAAUGGGAUUAACCCUUAAAAGUGCCGGAGUUUCCAUCACGAUUACUUCUGCUACCGACGUACUGGCGUUUUCCAUUGGAGCUACAACUGUUGCAUCAAUCGUCCUUGCGCUGGUUUUAGUGUGCGUCAAUGGAUAUGGAGUUUACAACAUGCAGCACAAUUUCGACCCUAGGAAGUACAUUGCGCUAGAUUCCUAUCAGGAUCACUACUUGAAAGCUGUUCAUCAGUACUUCCCACGAGACGGAGAGCCCGGGUCAUUUUACAUUGGAAAUAUUGAAUAUUGGCAAGAAACAGAAAAUCUUGAACGUUUGUAUCGCUACGUGAUGGGCAAUAAAUACAUCCGCCAGGAGAAAGUCGACUUCUGGCAUCACAGCUUUCUGGUGUGGAUGAGGAAGCAAAAAUUGAUGGCUCCCAAGUUUGAAGAUGAGUUUGAAUUUCAAGAGCUGCUUCGAGAAUUUCUUUUGUCGACACCUGACGGGUUGGAAUAUAUUCAAGAUAUUUUGUUGAAUGGGACUCUUCUGGGAGAAUUCAGAAUCAUUGCUAGUCGAUUGAAAUUCAAGCAUGUUCGAAUGACCAGAAGCGAAGAAAAGGAAGCUGCAAUGGAAGCGGUGUUUUGUAUUGAAAAGGCUGUGAAUUUUACUACCGCACCUGCUGAUGAUAUCCCAUUACUUGGAUAUGCUCCUGUUUAUACCCCGUGGCAAGCCAAUGUCAUCAUUAGCGGCGAGUUGGUGCGGAAUUUAGGACUGACAAUGGCGUCUGUCUUUGUCAUCACGCUGGUCCUGAUCGGUGACAUCCGAGUCAGCGUUUGGGUGUUCAUCUGCGUCGCAUUCAUUCUUACUGAUAUCGGUGGAUCGAUGCAUUUCUGGGGACUCACCAUUGAAAUUGUCACUUCGAUUAGCUUGAUUCUGGCUGUAGGAUUAGCUGUGGAUUAUUCUGCUCAUGUUGGGCACAUGUACGUUGCGCUCAAGGGGCAAAGAGAAGAGCGGGCAAAAGAAACAUUGGUGAGAAUCGGUCCGGCCGUCUUCAAUGGAGCGUUCAGCACUUUCCUUGCAUUCGUGUUAUUGGCGAAUACCGACUCUUACGUCUUUUCUGCAUUUUUCAAGGCGUUUUUCUGCGUGGUCGUCUACGGAGUUUUCCACGGUCUGGUUUUCCUCCCAGUGGUAUUGUCACUGGUGGGACCUUCGAUGUCCUUGAAAAAAUCUUCUUCGGAAGAUGACGAAGACGGAAACAAAACGUGUGAGGUUUCCAAAGAGUUGCUUGAGAACUGCGACGGGAGUGCGAGUCAUGAGGGCAGUGCAGAACCAUUACCGUGUUGUAACGUGAGCAGAGGUAGGAGUAGCUUGGAAGAUGGGGGUGGCGGUGGUGGGUCUUCUACGGGUGACAGAGGAGACGGAGGCAGCUCCAAUCUGGAAUUCGUUUUCUACGAAUCACAUAUCAUCGAGUGCAUAUGUACGAUGGCAUUGCCGAAAGUACGAGAUGAAGAAAGGGAAUCGAAGUACGGGUAUGUUUUCGCAGUAUCUGGACCUGUGGUUACUGCCGAGCGUAUGUCUGGCUCCGCGAUGUACGAAUUGGUCCGUGUGGGCCAUCAAGAACUUGUUGGAGAAAUUAUUCGGCUCGAAGGAGACAUGGCUACAAUUCAAGUUUACGAAGAUACUUCUGGGGUAACUGUCGGAGAUCCAGUGUUGAGAACCGGUAGUCCGUUAUCAGUAGAACUCGGGCCAGGAAUAAUGGGAAGCAUUUUCGAUGGCAUCCAGCGUCCUUUGAAAGACAUUUGUGAAAUUGUCGACAGCAUUUACAUUCCAAAAGGAAUCAACGUUCCCGCUUUAUCGAGAAACAAUCGCUGGGAUUUCCAACCAUCAAAAAUAAGGGAAGGGGCGCAUGUGACGGGAGGCGAUGUGUUUGGCUUUGUUCCCGAGAAUACGCUGAUCAAGCACAAGUUAAUGUUAUCGCCGAGGGCAAAAGGAACCGUAACUUACCUUGCGCCCCCCGGUACCUACUCCGUUGCUGAUGUGCUGAUGGAGACAGAGUUUCAAGGAGAGAAAAGCAAACACACAAUGCUUCAAGUUUGGCCCGUACGUCAACCCCGUCCAGUUGCGGAAAAAAUACCUGCGAAUCACCCGCUACUCACUGGACAAAGAGUAAUCGAUGCGCUCUUCCCUUCCGUUCAAGGAGGAACUACCGCCAUUCCUGGUGCUUUUGGCUGUGGGAAGACCGUCAUUUCGCAGUCGCUUUCGAAGUAUUCCAACUCAGAUGUCAUCAUUUAUGUCGGCUGCGGAGAACGUGGCAAUGAAAUGGCAGAAGUAUUGCGAGACUUCCCAGAACUGUCUGUGGAAAUUGACGGCAACGUUGAAUCCAUCAUGAAACGAACUGCUCUGGUAGCGAAUACGUCAAAUAUGCCGGUCGCCGCUCGUGAGGCGUCCAUCUACACUGGAAUUACCUUGUCCGAAUACUUCAGAGACAUGGGUUACCACGUGUCUAUGAUGGCCGAUUCAACAUCUCGUUGGGCUGAGGCUUUGCGAGAAAUUUCCGGUCGAUUGGCAGAAAUGCCCGCUGACUCCGGUUAUCCAGCUUAUCUUGGAGCUCGUUUGGCAAGUUUUUACGAACGAGCUGGAAGAGUAAAGUGCUUGGGCAAUCCGGAAAGAGAGGGUUCUGUUUCGAUCGUCGGUGCGGUAUCUCCUCCUGGCGGUGACUUCUCCGAUCCAGUCACCUCGGCUACAUUGGGAAUUGUGCAGGUGUUCUGGGGUCUGGACAAGAAACUGGCUCAGAGAAAGCAUUUUCCUUCACUGAACUGGCUGAUCUCUUACAGCAAAUACACGAGAGCAUUGGACGACUAUUAUGAGAAAAACUUCCCGGACUUCGUCCCGUAUCGUACUAAAGUUAAGUCGAUUCUCCAAGAAGAAGAAGAUCUGGCUGAAAUCGUUCAACUUGUGGGCAAAGCUUCACUUGCUGAGGGUGACAAAGUUACUCUCGAGGUUGCGAAGUUAAUCAAGGAUGACUUCUUGCAACAGAACGGAUAUUCAGCAUAUGAUCGGUUCUGUCCGUUUUACAAAACCGUCGGAAUGAUCCGGAACAUUGUGGCAUUUUAUGAUCUCGCAAAACACACAGUUGAGUCGACCGCUCAAACAGAGAACAAAAUUACAUGGAACGUCAUUCGAGAGAGCAUGGGCAACAUAAUAUAUCAGCUGUCCUCCAUGAAAUUCAAGGAUCCCGUGAAGGACGGUGAAGCGAAGAUCAAGGCUGAUUAUGACGAGCUUCAUGAGCAAAUGCAGCAGUCGUUCAGAAACUUGGAGGACUUAAUUCGAGAUGAAGAACAGGAGUCGAGGUAUGGAUACGUGUUCGCGGUUUCUGGACCCGUUGUUACCGCCGAACGAAUGUCAGGGUCCGCUAUGUACGAGUUGGUCCGUGUGGGCCAUCAAGAACUCGUUGGAGAAAUUAUUCGGCUCGAAGGAGACAUGGCUACAAUUCAAGUUUACGAAGAUACCUCAGGGGUAACAGUUGGUGAUCCGGUAUUGAGGACAGGUAGUCCGUUAUCAGUAGAACUCGGACCAGGAAUAAUGGGGAGCAUUUUCGAUGGUAUCCAGCGUCCUUUAAAAGAUAUUUGCGAAGCCAUUCAAAGCAUUUACAUUCCGAAAGGAAUCAACGUUCCGGCCUUAUCAAGAGAGCAUCGUUGGGACUUCCAGCCAGCAAAAAUCAAGGUGUCGUUGCGUUUCCAAUGUUGUAUUUUCGGUUUACUUCAGCCGUUCUUUUAUAUUCGUAGAAUAAAAUUUGAACCAAGAGGCUAUUUUUAUUGGAGCUCACCUUCAAAUCACAGUAGAAGGGCUCAUGUCACUGGAGGAGAUAUUUUUGGUCAAGUGCCAGAGAAUACCUUGAUCAAGCACAAACUGAUGCUUCCUCCUCGAGCUAAGGGAACUGUGACGUACAUUGCUCCACCUGGCAGCUAUAGCGUUUCUGACGUUCUGUUGGAAACAGAAUUCAGCGGAGAAAGGAACAAGUACACCAUGCUUCAGAUUUGGCCGGUUCGACAGCCGCGACCAGUGGCUGAGAAAAUCCCUGCCAAUCAUCCGCUUUUAACUGGACAGCGCGUCAUCGAUGCUCUCUUUCCUUGCGUUCAAGGAGGAACUACCGCCAUUCCUGGUGCUUUUGGUUGUGGAAAGACCGUCAUUUCGCAAUCACUGUCUAAGUAUUCCAACUCAGACGUCAUCGUUUAUGUCGGCUGCGGAGAGCGUGGCAAUGAAAUGGCAGAAGUGUUGCGGGACUUCCCAGAACUGUCUGUUGAAAUUGACGGUCACGUGGAAUCCAUCAUGAAACGAACUGCCCUGGUGGCGAAUACGUCAAAUAUGCCUGUGGCCGCUCGUGAGGCGUCCAUCUACACUGGAAUUACCUUGUCAGAAUACUUCAGAGAUAUGGGUUACAACGUGUCUAUGAUGGCCGAUUCAACAUCACGUUGGGCUGAGGCUUUGCGAGAAAUUUCCGGUCGAUUGGCAGAAAUGCCUGCUGACUCUGGUUAUCCAGCUUAUCUCGGUGCUCGUUUGGCAAGUUUUUACGAACGAGCUGGUAAAGUGAAGUGCUUGGGCAAUCCGGAAAGAGAGGGUUCUGUUUCGAUCGUCGGUGCGGUAUCUCCUCCUGGCGGUGACUUCUCCGAUCCCGUCACAUCAGCUACUUUGGGAAUUGUGCAGGUGUUUUGGGGUCUGGACAAGAAACUGGCUCAGAGGAAGCAUUUUCCUUCACUGAACUGGCUGAUAUCUUACAGCAAAUACACGAGAGCAUUGGACGACUAUUAUGAGAAAAACUUCCCGGACUUCGUCCCGUAUCGUACUAAAGUCAAGUCGAUUCUCCAAGAAGAGGAAGAUCUGGCUGAAAUCGUUCAACUUGUUGGCAAAGCUUCACUUGCUGAGGGUGACAAAGUUACUCUCGAGGUUGCGAAGUUAAUCAAGGAUGACUUCUUGCAACAGAACGGAUAUUCAGCAUAUGAUCGGUUCUGUCCAUUUUACAAAACUGUCGGAAUGAUCCGGAACAUUGUGGCAUUUUAUGAUCUCGCAAAACACACCGUUGAGUCGACUGCUCAAACAGAGAACAAAAUCACGUGGAACGUAAUUCGAGAGAGCAUGGGCAACAUAAUUUAUCAGCUGUCCUCCAUGAAAUUUAAAGAUCCCUUGAAGGACGGGGAAGCGAAGAUCAAGGCUGAUUAUGACGAGCUUCAUGAGCAAAUGCAGCAGGCGUUCAGAAACUUGGAGGACAUGUAAAUCCGGACGGACUGUCGACCGGAAUUUCGAAGUGCAAUGUGGAAGUGGUAUGAAGCGUGCGUUGGUACUGUUCUUCCUGUCUACAUAAUAUGUUCUGCGUCAAGAGCUAUAGUCCGGCCUUGAGAUAUCUAAGAGGCUAACGUAUCACUGGAGUAUCUUGAGCAGGAAGAAUAAUUCUUAAUCCUCUGUAUUCAUUCAGCGAAAUAUUUUCCUUCAUUACCGUAUGUGUGGACUAGAGUGCGACCUUGUGAUCGUUCAAGUUGGGAAGGUUUUAGGAUUUAUGUUGAAAAUCAAUUCAGAAUUGUAUUUAAUGGCAUUCCUGUUCCGGAUUAAAUUGAAUCGCCUUGCGUUGUCUAAGGCAGUUUAAUUUUUUUGCUUUGUCGUUAUUGGUGUUGGAUUGCAAAUUGAAGCGAAUAAAUGCAUUCCGCUUGUUAUCUGAACUUCCAGUCGUAA